CAUUUUGCCUCAUUUUGUUAUUGUUUUCUUGAUUACUUAAGUGCUGCUGGUCUAUACCUCUUAUACUCCAUACCCUUCUCGUGCGCCAGAUCAUCGUCAUCAGUUGUUUACACUUUAACCUCGUGAACCCUUUGAAGCCCCUCCCCCUUGCUCUGUGUUAGUUGCUUGUCGCAUGGUCUACGCGUAUCGUCAUGUCUGCCGCAUUACCUUAUUUGCAGAAGCAGCGCAAGGGCCAGCUAGUCGAGCUCGCUGAGGUCACUGCUCUGGAGGACUAUGAAGACUUUACCAAGCCUGAUCUUGCUGUAAAGUUGGACGAACAUCUCCAAGCUAAUCGUACUAUCUUCGGAUCCGACGCGCGCCUGGCAGAGUACUACAAACGCCUAUCGCAACCGACGCGCGCAUCGCCGGUAAAGAGAGAAAGCAAAGCCGAAAACACUCCUCCCAGAUCUGUCCGUCGGCGAGUACCAAAACCAAAGGAAGAAAUUGAGCAAACAGAUGACUCCGAUGUUCCAGCUCAAACUCCAGCACGUCCAUUGGCGGAUAUUGCCGUCCAGUUGCCUCCUUCGCCCGCUAUUGUCACUGAGGUGAUCGAUCGUCAGGCUGCCGUGUGGCGCAAGAGCAUCAGCGAGGCCUGGAAGGACUCUGGCGUCCAGGAACAGUCAAAUUCCCUUCGCGCAACUCUCAGCAGCGUGAAAUCUGUCCAGAUUCUUGUUGUCGCCUUCGAGGGUUUCCGUGUCAUCAGGGAGGUUGUUCCCCUACGAUACCUGGCUACCAUCCCUGCUGUUGAGUUAAUCCAUACUCCGGAGAUCUCAGUCAAGAUUCCCGACCUCUUUGUGUUGGUCGACAGCUCUUUCUGGGCUCCAGUCUCUCUGUGGCUUCUCACCAACGUUCUUCUGCCUUUGGUGUUUGCCUACUUCUUCAACAUCAGCCUGCACGCCCAAUCAAGCGGCGGUCCUGCGUCCAGCACACGCAGAAGCCGCGCCGCACAUGCCAGCUUCGACUCUCUGAGCUUCAACAUUAGCAAGGCCGUGAUUGCGUACCUUGUUUACGCAAACGGAUUUACUUUCUGGCGCCUCUACGACGGGUAUUCUAUCCAUCGAGUCAAUAUGGCUAUUCCCUUCGAGGCUGCAGGGAUGUUGACCGGCGCCGCAAUUGGAGGAAUCGGCACUCUGUACGAGGCGAUCCUUCGAAAGUAAUUAUCAUCUCCUUUUUCUUGCACUUUAUAUAUGGGUGUAUAUCAUGAAUGUGCCGGCGUGCUUUGUGGCAGGAGCCGGUUUAAGAAUUGCGUUACUGUUUAUGCUCAUGUUUGGAUGAUGAUAACGCUUAUCUUGCUUACUUUUUUUUUGGUACUGGAGUCAUAACGUCUUGUGUCAGGUCUGCAGCUGGAAACGGAGUGACGACGAAAUCCCAGAAAAAUAAAUGAGGUGGAGGACUGUAGAAGGAUGGCCGGCAGGAAUCUUUUUACUGUUUUUUUUUUUUUUUUUUUUCCC
Molecule: messenger RNA, 1490 nt
Organism: Aspergillus ochraceoroseus IBT 24754
Lineage: Eukaryota; Fungi; Ascomycota; Eurotiomycetes; Eurotiales; Aspergillaceae
Exons: 3
Coding region: 192-1196 (334 amino acids)
Cellular component (GO): membrane
Source: RefSeq, a predicted model, not a curated record